Molecule: messenger RNA, 1005 nt
Organism: Penicillium arizonense
Lineage: Eukaryota; Fungi; Ascomycota; Eurotiomycetes; Eurotiales; Aspergillaceae
Exons: 1
Coding region: 1-1005 (334 amino acids)
Source: RefSeq, a predicted model, not a curated record
AUGGCGGACACUCCCAACCGCGACGAUGCCCUAAUCCGCGAGAAUAUUCAAGAACGCGGAAACAUUCAAAGCCACGAAGAUGUUCAAAGUGGUGAGGAUACUACAAGUCGUGACGAUACUGUGAAUGGCAUGGAUUCUCCAAUUCAAGCGGGUCUCCAAAGCCAUGAAGCGACUCCAAUUCAAGUGGAUUUCCAAAGCCAUGAAGCGACUCAAAGCCACGCAGACACCCAGCACAAUGAGGACGCACAAGGCCACCAGGAUGCUCGAAACCAAGAGCAGACUGAGAUUAAAGGAGAUAUUCUACGCAACGAGACUGAGCAAAUGUCUCCCCAUUCUCCAAUUCCUCCUUUGUUCACCCUCCCAUUGGAGCUACGCCACAUGAUCUGGCGUCAGCUGAUUCCUCGCGGCUUGUCAAUUGAGGUCUCGCGCCGCUUCCGACCCUUCGGGGUGGAACCCCUAGUCUCGACCUACGACUGGGACGCCGAGGAUCUGUUUGGCAACCAGAUUCCUCGGUGGACAGGUAUCCUCACCAUCUGCAAGCAGAUGAGUGAGGAGUGCCUCGACAUCCUCUACGGGGAGAACCUAUUCGAAAUCUGGGUGGCCGAUGAUGCAGAGAUCAGCAUGAAGAGGUUCUUUGGCAAGGCAAACCUCCGACGAUUGCGUUACGUCGUCGCUAUCUCUCACACGGCCUCCGGUUUCGAUAAGGGGACCCCCAAGCCUGACCGUCACUUCUGGGAAACAAUUUUACCUGGUCUGACGGAUUUCAGCUGGAGGAUGGAGGCCCCGUCGUCCGCCUUGGACGACGAGUACCUUCCGGAUGAGAAGAUCCAGGGAAUGUGGCGGGAGUGGACUGAUACCCUCCUGACCUGCUUCAGUAUGGGUCUUCGAGGCCGGACAGACGUGGAUCUUGGCUAUGAGGUGGGCUAUCCAACCGAGCGGGUGGUUAGGAUCAAGCGGCACAGCAUUGAGUUCCGGCGUGGGCCGUUUGUGGCCAAGAGAAAGUGA